GUACAGUGGCUCCAAUUUACCGCUUCGGAAGUAUGAAACCUAGCAAAACGCCAUCUCUGCCGGUUUCAACAUCAAAACCCGUACAAGAUUCAAGAAUUUGAUUGAAAUAUUGGUUGUCGUUUCGUAACACGCGUACGUGAAAAAUUCAACCCUCCCCUGUCACGAAGUAAAGUGCCUUUCAUCGCGAGAUAGAUUUAGAUUUUCACGCAAGAAAGGUUAGAAUACUCGCAAGAAUACAUCGGUGUGAUCAUAUUGUAAGGAGUAUAACUGUGGGUAUUGCGAAAGAGGGGCUACAUGUUGGAUGGUAAAAAAAAAAAAAAAAAAAAAAUCAUCGGCAUCGACACACGUGAGAGUAAAGAUUGUUGCCGUAGCACCGUUGGGAGAUAAUUUACAAGUUGAUUUAACGUGAAAGUAAAAGUGUAACAGUGUAUUCUACUAAUCUUUUGAAGUUCAAACAUAUUGUUGUAAAAAAAUUUCAACGUAUGAAAAUCAGUUAACUAUCACCGAUAUCAAAGAUUAACGAGUGCUACAUGAUAGGUUAUAAGGCCAUUAAUGAAAAGAAUGCGUGAACCGUAUAACGUAAGACGCGCCCGCCAUAAGACUCUUAUUUCCGCGAACAGAAAAUUCUUUGAUCAAUGCAAGUGAAACAUCAUAAUCUAAACGAUAUGAUUGCUGACUUUGUGUUAAAAAAUUAGAUUCCGCAUAUUUCAGCUGUCUAAAAUUCAUCCCAUGUGUUUCAUGCGUGCAUAUAAAUAGCAUUUGUAACGGCCACCAAAUCGCGAGAUACGUUACGCGAUAGCUUCUUGGCGGGAGAUAUGGGAUAUACUUAGCACUAAUUUUACUCGUCUACUCAUAUCUAGAGGUUUUUCAGUUUUUUUUUUCUAACGCCAAACAACUGCGUCAAAUUUCGGGUUUGCAACAUUGAACCCAUAGAAUCUACAAAUAAUAAAAAAAUAAAAUAAACAGUAUUGAAUACAUACAAUAAAAAUGUAUUUAGAUGAUUAUUUCGUACUUAAUUUAACGUCUUUUGCUGGUGUUUUUUUUACACUGAUUAUCACCUGCCUCACCGUCAUCCAAAAGCUGAAAAACAGGUGGCCCAUUAAAGUAAACUGCUGGUUUUGCAACAAUGAUUCUAAAAUUUGUAGACAACAGAGAGAUUGGUGGCUAUGUCCAUUCUGUGAGCAGUACAAUGGAUUUACAGAGAACGGUGACUACAAUUACGAUAUAACCGAACAACACAAAGGUCUGACGAAAAACUCAGUAAGAUAUUGCGAGUUGUCUACUCGGAAGGAAUCAUCAAAAAAAAAUAGUCUUUGUUCAAGAUGUAACAGAAAUGAAGAGAUUAAAAUGUUACAUCUAGCAAAUUUCGAACCUUCUUCCAAUAAAAAAUACGAUCAUGAACUUGGGAUAUUAAAACAUGAAUUGGAGGAAAAGUACAAGUUAUGCCAAAAGUGUUCCAAAGUCGUUGAAGGUGUUCUGAAUAAACAGGCAUCGUGGCUUUUACAAUAUAAGAUGGCAUUUUUCAAGAAUAAACCUAUUCAGCAUAUCAUCAAUAAUGCAGGAAAAUGGGAACGUGUAUUCCGAAUUCUUUUAACAAUAUUGAAUUCAGCAAUGUUAUUCGACGCCACCUUUUGGCCGGUUCCAAUAGCAGGACUGUUGCUACAGUUGGGUGCUUGCAUUACAACUCCUGCCAACAAACAAGGCUUGGAUACGCUGAUAGCAUUUUUUUGGAUUUUUAUUAUCAUUUUAAUGCCAUUCACAGAACUAAAACUGCUGAAAAUUCAUUUAAAAAAUGAAUAUUUUACUGUAGAAUAUAUCACGCAAUUUCAUGUGAUAAUGGGAUUAACUGUGAUAAUUGGUCUUAUGAAUUUGAGAUCUAGUUUGUUCACCGUUGCAGUGAAGCCAAAUAUUACUUUGAAGAAACUAGAAUCACCUAACAGUAAAAAGAUUCAAUCGGCAUAUGUCGGAACAACUGCUGCAAGGAUGACACCAUUCGUCGAAGAAAAAUUGACUCAAAAUGAAAAUAUAGAUAUUAAAAGGUGCCGAUCACCUGUUAAUAUUACAAACUUAUUAAUGACACCUGUGUCUGUUGAAACGCCAAUGCCCAUCAAACCAACUACACUUAUGCAAAACUCAGCGAUGUUCCGACACGACCCCAUGGGAAAAACAUCAUCCAGUCAAAUUUAUCAUCCGCAGCAGUAUUCAAGUACAUCAAAUUGGAAUGGUUUUUCAAUCAAAUCCCUGGACGACAAAAAUUCUCUAAACGAAAGUCUAAGCACACUGAGUUCUCUCUCAUUGAGUAAUAGUGAUCGCAAACAAAUAUCUAAAACUCCGAAAAUAUUUCAAACUAAAGUCUAUGAUUCUCCAAGUCCUGAUUUAUUUAGUAAAAUGAACAGAUCAUCAAACAGAAAAUUCGUUCUAAGUCCCCCAAAACUCAAAUCCGUUACACAAACGUCUUGGGUAGCCGGUGGAUAUUGGCAGGCAGGUAUGAACGCUACAACACUAUCUAGAUCAUCUAGUCAAAGUUCUGGAUUUGGCUCAACAGGCUCAAAUUUUGUCCCAUCCAGAGAACCUUCUAUCUACAAUGAUUUAGAUCGAUAUUCUGUUGUCUCGGACAUGACGCAAUGUUGCCACAUGUCGAGGCAUAACAGCAUCAAUUCAAUCACUUCGUGCUGCCGUCAAGGCUCUGCAUUUUCAUUUCAAAGACCUGACAGUCCCGUCCUUUGUCAGUUUCCAAAAAUACCUCAAGAUAAAAACUUAAUUCAGAACAGUGGCCUGUCACAAAAUUUUCAAGCCAGUAACCUUUUUCAAAAUUACCCUUCUGCAACAAAUGGAAAUAAUAAUAAUCAUAGUAAACACAAUAAUAACCAUGUCCAAGACGUACCGAUGCAAACUAUUCACACGACUGUUCUAACAAGUCCAGUCUGGUUACCUGCCUUGCUGUGCGGUUCUUUAGUAUUUAAUAUGGUAGUAUUGUGCACUACACUUCUACGUUAACGCACUUGAGCAUUAUUAAAAAUAGGCUCUCAAUUGGGGUAUAAUUACUUUGUUAUAUUUAGCCUGUGCAGAAAUAUUCAAUUCAACAAAAUAAUUGGGCAUAUUCCACAGAUAAACUUGUCACUUUUGCCAUAACUCUCACUUUAUAUAUUUUAACUGUUUGUCAGUCAUUGCAAUUUGCUGACAUUGGACAACACUGAAGCAGGCUGGUAGCAACCCAUUCCUUGGACUACCUAAACGAAGUAGAGGAAUCCCACCAGAUUUCAGUAUCUGAGUGAAUUACAAAAAAAAGUUGCAAUAGUUUCUAUCUCUAAUUACAAUUAAUAUAAAGUAACGAGUUACAUUGUUUGAUUUUUUUUUUUUUUAAAUUAACAUUUAUGUCAGAUUUACUUGCUUGAAUGAGAUUGUUUGACUGCUAUCAGCCGUACUAUACUUGACUCUAGUGUUGUUGAGUUGAUUCAAUUUUUUUUUAUAAUUAUGAAAAGUGUCUGUUCAGACUCAAUUUCAAUCAAUGACGCAGCUUUUAGCGAAACAGGAGAAUGCUAACUGUUUCGUUCGUAUAUUGGGGUACACAUAAGACUUUCAAUUUUACAACUUUCAGAGGACUUUUGAUAUUAUAAAUUAUACCUAUUGAUUUUUGCAAUGCUCUUCACAAAAACUGUAAUACGUAAAAGAAGUUUUUGAUAUUUAGUAAGCUUACGAAGUCUGGAAAAAACAUUUAAACUAACGCAUAAAAGCGUUAUACUAUGCUGUGUUAAGAAAUUAUUUAAGCCGCAUUUGUGUUAUAAUUUUACAAUUUGUGAUAUAAUUACGUAGUAGUAUAAUCCCUAUUCCGUAAAGACCACCAAUUAUGCUGGUGCAAAAUUACACAUAAAUUUCAGUAAUAUUGCUCACAGAUUGUUUGCUGGUAAUCAAGAUGAAUUGUUCAUAGAAUUUUCAAUUUAGACCUUCGUUAUGAAAUUACGUUUAAUAUUUGUUGAUGGGUAAUGGCAUGAUUUUUCGCUGGAACACCAUCAUUAUCGACAGCAGAAUUGCAAUUAUAACAGUACUGCCAGUACCAAUAUACUAUUCUCUAUUUAUAUUUUCAACAGUUACUAUCACAGAGCUUCCAAAUAGUUGAUUUAAUAAACUGUGAACCAAUAAGACUGCGGUAAACAAAUUUUGUUCAUAUACUAUACAUAUUACAUACACCUUUUUUGCCAGUGUAAGUGAAAUAAAAUUUUUCAGUUAGCACGUACAGUGAGUGAACUCUGUGAAGUAAAUUUGUACCGUGCUAUCUGAAAAAUUUCAAUGUUAAAGAGUUUCGAAAAUAUUUCAUAUAUUGUACAAAGUGGAUACGUCUUACAUACAUACAUACAUCAAUACGUAAUUUAAUCACGAUUUUGUACAGAACACUUUACCUAUGGUGUAUUUGUUAAACGAAAAAUUCUAUUUGUUAAACCCGUUGAAUGCAUUCAAAAUAAACGUGAAUAAAAUAAUGGAAUGGUAUGAAUUUCCCAGACUUUUUUUUUAAGCAAUGAUUUAAUUUCUGAACUCCACUCAUCGUUUGCGAGAGACAAUUUUAUUUUCUUAAAAAGCUGCUGCACUUUCACAUGUUGGAUCGUUUCAUUCGCAUAUGACGAAAAACUUGUUCCAAGUGAUACUGAGCUGGUGAUUUACUGUUAAAAAGUCGACCGUUUAGAAAUAACA
This is a messenger RNA of Diprion similis, 4686 nucleotides long. RefSeq lists its product as uncharacterized. The transcript is spliced from 6 exons. The record is from RefSeq and is a predicted model, not a curated record. Lineage: Eukaryota; Metazoa; Arthropoda; Insecta; Hymenoptera; Diprionidae. Gene Ontology annotation, molecular function: lamin binding; actin filament binding. Gene Ontology annotation, cellular component: nuclear membrane. The coding region runs from base 988 to 2997 and encodes 669 amino acids. Gene Ontology annotation, biological process: nuclear migration along microtubule.